GCGUCCCGCCUCCCGCGCGCGGCGCGUGUGUGGGCGCCGGGACGGAAGCUCGCCCGGGGCCGGGAGGCCGCGUUCCCGCGCGCAGACGAUGGAGGCCGCGCUGGCUGUUCCCCGGCUGCCGCCGCACGACCCGGGGACGCCCGCGCUGUCGGUGGUGGACAUGCACACGGGCGGCGAGCCCCUGCGCAUCGUGCUGGCGGGGUGUCCGCAGGUGGCCGGCCCCACGCUGCUGGCCAAGCGGCGCUACAUGCGCCAGCACCUUGACCACGUGCGGCGACGGCUCAUGUUCGAGCCCCGCGGGCACCGGGACAUGUACGGGGCCGUGCUGGUGUCCAGCGAGCUGCCCGAAGCGCACCUGGGCGUCCUGUUCCUGCACAACGAGGGCUACAGCUCCAUGUGCGGUCACGCCGUGCUGGCGCUGGGCCGCUUCGCGCUGGACUUCGGGCUGGUGCCCGCGCCCCCGCCCGGCGCUCGGGAGACCCGCGUCAACAUCCACUGCCCGUGCGGGCUGGUGGCCGCCUUCGUGGAGUGCGAGGGCGGCCGCAGUCGCGGCCCGGUGCGUUUCCACAGCGUCCCGGCUUUCGCGCUGGUCACAGAUCUCCUGGUGGACGUUCCCAGCUAUGGAAAAGUGGUAGUGGACAUUGCAUAUGGUGGUGCAUUUUAUGCCUUUCUUAGUGCUGAAAAGUUAGGACUGGAUGUUUGUUCUGCAAAGACAAGGGACCUUGUGGAUGCAGCAAGUGCAGUAACAGAAGCAGUGAAAACUCAGUUUAAAAUCCAUCAUCCUGAUAGCGAAGAUCUUGCCUUUUUAUAUGGAACUAUAUUAACAGAUGGAAAAGAUGCUUAUAGUGAGGAACCAACCACCAAUAUUUGUGUUUUUGCAGAUGAACAGGUGGAUAGAAGCCCUACCGGCUCAGGUGUGACAGCCCGAAUUGCCUUACAGUAUCACAAAGGCCUUCUGGAACUGAACCAGGCCAGAGCCUUUAAAAGCAGUGCAACUGGCUCAGUAUUCACAGGAAAGGCUGUGAGGGAAGCAAAAUGUGGUGAUUUUAAAGCUGUUAUAGUGGAAGUAUCUGGACAAGCCCACUACACAGGCACAGCAAGUUUUGUGGUAGAAGAUGAUGAUCCACUGAAGGAUGGGUUCCUUCUCAAGUGACUCCUCUGACUUACUUAUAAGGGCUUUCUUUGUAAAGCAAUUAUUAUCCAUAAGUAAUUUUUCUCUAAAUUAUGUGAAAAAUUGUAUUCCAGUUGUACAUGUGAGACAACCUCCAUUCUUUCUAAAUAUCACUAAAAAUGACACACUUUCAGAAUGUUUUUCUAGUUACUGAAAUAUCAGGUACAAUUAAAACUUCAAUUAUUACUUUAAAAAUAUAUGAUUAUGGGGAUUACUAUUGAUAUAUAUUUUAAAUGUUCAUUGAAUAAUGGCUUAAAUUGUAGCUCUUACAAUGACUCUUUCAGAUUUAUUAUUGUAUUCUUCCAGCUUUUCAGUAAAAUAAUGCCCUGUUUUUAAGCAGCAGGCAAGGGAGAUGAAUUAAUCUAAGGUACUUAUCAUCAAAUUUCUCAAGUCACAUUAUUUUGAAAAAAAUAUAGUUAAAAGGUUACAUUUUAUAACAUUUUACAAUGUGCACUACUUUAAUAAAGGGCACCAUGAAAUGCAUGUGAUUAUUCUACGGUUCUCAAGAGUGGGGAAAAUUUUAUCACUGGCAUUGUUUAGAAUUGCUAGUGUGGGGUUAUAAUAAAUAAGCAGA
This is a messenger RNA of Talpa occidentalis (Iberian mole), 1745 nucleotides long. RefSeq names its product trans-L-3-hydroxyproline dehydratase (gene L3HYPDH). The coding region runs from base 89 to 1153 and encodes 354 amino acids. The transcript has 5 exons. Lineage: Eukaryota; Metazoa; Chordata; Mammalia; Eulipotyphla; Talpidae. The record is from RefSeq and is a predicted model, not a curated record. Gene Ontology annotation, molecular function: hydro-lyase activity.